AUGUCGUCCUUCACCAUCCCUCUCCUCAUCAAUGGCAAGGAGACCACCACCUCCAACACCUUCGCCGUGCACUCGCCCGGCGCACACAAGGAUCUCUGGUCCUGCAGCUCUGCCUCGGCCAGCGAUGCUGACGCCGCCCUCCAAGCCGCCAAGGCCGCUUUCCCUGCGUGGUCCAAGACCAAGCCCGUCGCUCGCCGCAACAUCCUGCUGAAGGCUGCAGACCUGCUGGAGCAGCAUGGAGAAGAGUUUAAGGAGCACAUGUCACAGGAGACGGGCGCUGUAGCCAUGUUCACCGGCUUCAACGUCAUGAUCGCUGCCGAGCUCAUUAGGGACGUCGCCGGCAGGAUCGGUGCCAUCAUGGGCGCCAUUCCCCAGACUCAGGACGACGACACCACCGCUCUGGUGCUCAAGGAACCCUUUGGUGUGGUUCUGGGCAUUGCGCCAUGGAACGCCCCAUACAUUCUCGGUGUCCGUUCCGUCCUCUACGCCAUUGCUGCCGGAAAUGCCACGGUCCUCAAGGGCUCCGAGCUUAGCCCUCGCUGCUACUACAACAUCGGCCGCAUCUUCACCGAGGCAGGACUGCCGGCUGGCGUCCUGAAUGUCUUGUAUACCACUCGCGACGACUCUCCGGCCAUUACCUCGCAGUUGAUCAACUCGCCCGUGAUCAAGAAGGUCAAUUUCACUGGUAGCACUGCCAUUGGCUCCAUCAUUGCCGCCACCGCCGGCAAGGCGCUGAAGCCGUGCCUCAUGGAGCUGGGCGGCAAAGCUUCCGCCAUCGUCCUUGACGACGCCGACAUCGAGACGGCUGCUACGCAAUGCGCCCUCGGCGCCUUCGUUCACAGCGGUCAGGUCUGCAUGUCAACCGAGCGCAUCCUGGUCCACAAGAGCAUCAUCGACAAAUUCCGUCCCGCGCUGAAGGGUUUCCUCGAGCACUUUGACGCCGGUCCCGCACCCAUCGUGGUCCAGGGCGCGGCGAUCGAGAAGAACAGGAAACUCAUCGAGGAUGCCGUCACGAAGGGUGCCAAGGUUGUGCAUGGAGACCACAAGAGCCAGGAGAAGCACCCCGAAACCGGUGAGAUUUCCGCGACGCGGUUGCGUCCGAUCGUCGUCGAGGGUGUUAAGGAAGAGAUGGAUAUGUAUCACCAGGAGAGCUUCGGUCCCAGUGUCAGCUUAAUUGAAGUCGAGAGCGAGGAGGAGGCGAUUAGAAUCGCCAAUGACACCGAAUAUGGUCUCACCAGCGCCGUUUUCACCAAGGACCUUGGACGCGCACUGAGGAUUGCGAAGCAGAUCGAGGCCGGAGCGGUACACAUCAACAGUAUGAGUAUCCACGACGAGCCUACGUUGCCGCACGGCGGCUACAAGAAGAGCGGCUGGGGCCGUUUCAACGCCCACUGGGGUCUUGAUGAGUUCUUGCAGACAAAGACUGUCACCUUCAAGAACUGA
Lasiodiplodia theobromae is the source of this 1443-nucleotide messenger RNA. RefSeq names its product Salicylaldehyde dehydrogenase. NCBI's taxonomy places the organism in Eukaryota, Fungi, Ascomycota, Dothideomycetes, Botryosphaeriales, Botryosphaeriaceae. Gene Ontology annotation, molecular function: succinate-semialdehyde dehydrogenase (NAD+) activity. The record is from RefSeq and is a predicted model, not a curated record. The transcript has 3 exons. The coding region runs from base 1 to 1443 and encodes 480 amino acids.